This is a messenger RNA of Anastrepha obliqua, 4842 nucleotides long. Its product is annotated as mucin-2-like. The coding region runs from base 1 to 4842 and encodes 1613 amino acids. The transcript has 3 exons. The record is from RefSeq and is a predicted model, not a curated record. Gene Ontology annotation, molecular function: chitin binding. Gene Ontology annotation, cellular component: extracellular region. NCBI's taxonomy places the organism in Eukaryota, Metazoa, Arthropoda, Insecta, Diptera, Tephritidae.
AUGAUAGAAAUGCGAAGUGUUUAUUUCGGAACUCUUUUAUUGGCGCUAUUUCCCAACUGCUAUGCCGCGAACGAUGUUUGUGCUGGUUUAGAAGAUGGCACACGCCUCCCUUCCAAUCUUCAAUGUGAUAGUUUCAUAAUUUGUAAGGGUCAGCGAAUUUUCUCGGUUGGUAGAUGUCCUCGUGGAUUGCAUUUCAAUCGUCGCCUUGCCGUUUGCGAUUUAAAGCGGCGUGCUCGCUGUGAUGGGGCUCUGGUACUGCCAAGCCUCGGCAUAAGGUCGGAGACAAAGGAAUGUUCCAGUGAUUGUUGCGGCUGUUGUAAUUGUUGCAACUCGAAACCCAUUCCUUCAGCAUGCUCUGAUGUGCGUUUAGUUCCCGGCAUAUCAUCUCCCCCUGGUGUACCAUCAACCGGCCCUUCAGGUACAACUUGCAAUAACAAAGGUGUAUGUGAUAAUCAACCCGAUGGUGCCAUGUUCCCUGAUCCUUCAUCUAACGGCUAUAUAGUAUGCCAGUGUGAGUGUGAAAUUCCAAUGCCCUGCCCCGAGGGUUUAACCUUCAAUCCAGUACUGAAAGUUUGUGAUUGGCCGAAAAACUCCACAGGAACACCAAGCACUAAAUCUACAACAUCAACUUCAGUUACGACUUCCACACCAAGUGAUUCGUCCCCAUUAGACACAUCCUCAAGUCCAAUUGUUACAACUCCUUCGGAUACUUCCUCAACGUCAAUUAACACUACUCCAUUGGAAAAUACAUCAACGCCAAUUGGGUCAUCUAGUCCAGGUACAUCUUCAACACCUACUGACUCAACCACCUUACCAACGCGUUCAACGCCAAGUAGCCCAGCCACAGGUCCAUCAGGUACUACUUGCAAUAACAAAGGUGUAUGUGAUAAUCAACCCGAUGGUGCCAUGUUCCCUGAUCCUUCAUCUAACGGUUAUAUAGUAUGCCAGUGUGAGUGUGAAAUUCCAAUGCCCUGCCCCGAGGGUUUAACCUUCAAUCCAGUACUGAAAGUUUGUGAUUGGCCGAAAAACUCCACAGGAACACCAAGCACUAAAUCUACAACAUCAACUUCAGUUACGACUUCCACACCAAGUGAUUCGUCCCCAUUAGACACAUCCUCAAGUCCAAUUGUUACAACUCCUUCGGAUACUUCCUCAACGUCAAUUAACACUACUCCAUUGGAAAAUACAUCAACGCCAAUUGGGUCAUCUAGUCCAGGUACAUCUUCAACACCUACUGACUCAACCACCUUACCAACGCGUUCAACGCCAAGUAGCCCAGCCACAGGUCCAUCAGGUACUACUUGCAAUAACAAAGGUGUAUGUGAUAAUCAACCCGAUGGUGCCAUGUUCCCUGAUCCUUCAUCUAACGGUUAUAUAGUAUGCCAGUGUGAGUGUGAAAUUCCAAUGCCCUGCCCCGAGGGUUUAACCUUCAAUCCAGUACUGAAAGUUUGUGAUUGGCCGAAAAGCUCCACAGGAACACGAAACACUAUAUCUACAAGAUCAACCACCUUACGCACGCCUUCAACGCCACGUAGCCCAGCCACAGGUCCAUCAGGUACAACUUGCAAUAACAAAGGUGUAUGUGAUAAUCAACCCGAUGGUGCCAUGUUCCCUGAUCCUUCAUCUAACGGCUAUAUAGUAUGCCAGUGUGAGUGUGAAAUUCCAAUGCCCUGUCCCGAGGGUUUAACCUUCAAUCCAGUACUGAAAGUUUGUGAUUGGCCGAAAAGCUCCACAGGAACACCAAGCACUAAAUCUACAACAUCAACUUCAGUUACGACUUACACACCAAGUGAUUCGUCCCCAUUAGACACAUCCUCAAGUCCAAUUGUUACAACUCCUUCGGAUACUUCCUCAACGUCAAUUAGCACUACUCCAUUGCAAACUACAUCAACGCCAAUUGGGUCAUCUAGUCCAGGCACAUCCUCAACACCUACUGAUUCAACCACCAUACCAACGCCUUCAACGCCAAGUGGCCUAGCCACAGGUCCAUCAGGUACUACUUGCAAUAACAAAGGUGUAUGUGAUAAUCAACCCGAUGGAGCCAUGUUCCCUGAUCCUUCAUCUAACGGCUAUAUAGUAUGCCAGUGUGAGUGUGAAAUUCCAAUGCCCUGCCCCGAGGGUUUAACGUUCAAUCCAGUGCUGAAAGUUUGUGAUUGGCCUCGCAACAUUGCAUCCACCGGCUCGUUGGGUACCGCCUGUAAUAAAAAGGGUAAAUGUGAGGGUCAGCAAGAUGGCACUCUAUUUGCAGAUCCCGAUUCAAGUGGCUAUAUAAUUUGUGAACGCGAAUGUGAGGUACCUAGGCCAUGCCCAAAUGUUAUAAUUUUCGCGAUUCUGGUGCUAGCCGCAGAAGCAGAUUAUGUGAGUGAAACGAGAUGUACCAACACGAUGAUCGGUUAUAGACUCCCUCAUCUAAUUGACUGUGCCAAAUUUGUAAUAUGUACAAACACAUCGUUUGGGCUUGCCCGAAAUUGUCCGAAUGGUCUGCAUUUCAAUGCAGAUAAUGCAGUAUGCGAUUAUCCAUCACAAGCCGGUUGCUCCAAGGAAAGAUCUUCUGGGAUAGCUAAUUGCGAAUGUGAUUGUAGUCUGUGUUAUCAAAGCUGUACUACAGAGACUCCAAUCAUUACACAGGCAGAGACAACAUCGCCAGCAGCAACUUCAACUUCAACUGCUUGUAAUCUGGGAACUUCAACAUCACCAACACCCACUGAUACUUCGCCAACGUCUAUAUAUUGUUCUCCAACACCUACGCAUGGCUCACCAACUACAACUGCAGCCUAUUCAACUCCUACUGAUGAUUCAACCGCUUCUACAGAAGUCUUUUCAACACCUAACAUUGGGUCACCGACUCCCAACCUUGACUCUUCAACACCUACGCAUGGCUCACCAACUACAACUGCAGCCUAUUCAACUCCUACUGAUGGUUCGCCUUCCUCGACGGAAGGUUCGCCAACCGCCACCGGAUACUCCUCAACACCUACAGGUGAUUUAACAACCACAACAGAAUGCUCUUCAACUCCUACCAGUGGUUCGCCAACCGCAUCGGAAGAAUCUCCAACUCCUACUGAUGGCUCACCCACCCCCACGGAAGGUUCCUCAACACCAACUGAUGAUUCAUCAGCCUCCACCGAAGACUCGUCAACGCCUACAAAUCAUUCACCAACUACAACUGAAGCCUGUGCAACAACAACUGAUGAUUCACCAACCCCUACGAAUGGUUCACCCACCCCUACGGAAGGUUCUUCAACAUCUACCAGUGGUUCCCCAAGCCCAACUGAAGCCUAUCCAACUCCUACUGAUGGCUCACCCACUCCCACGGAAGGCUCCUCAACACCAACUGAUGAUUCAUCAGCCUCCACCGAAGACUCUUCAACGCCUACAAAUCAUUCACCAACUGCAACUGAAGCCUGUCCAACACCAACUGAUGAUUCACCAACCCCUACGAAUGGUUCACCCACCCCUACGGAAGGUUCUUCAACAUUGACCAGUGGUUCCCCAACCCCAACUGAAGCCUCUCCAGCUCCUACUGAUGACUCACCCACCUCCACGGAAGGUUCUCCAACACCAACUGAUGAUUCAUCAGCCUCUACCGAAGACUCUUCAACGCCUACAAAUCAUUCACCAACUGCAACUGAAACCUGUCCAACACCAACUGAUGAUUCAUCAACCCCAACUGAAACCUCUCCAACUCCUACUGAUGGCUCACCCACCCCCACGGAAGGUUCCUCAACACCAACUGAUGAUUCAUCAGCCUCCACCGAAGACUCUUCAACGCCUACAAAUCAUUCACCAACUACAACUGAAGCCUGUCCAACAGCAACUGAUGAUUCACCAAUCCCUACGAAUGGUUCACCCACCCCUACGGAAGGUUCUUCAACAUCUACCAGUGGUUCCCCAAGCCCAACUGAAGCCUAUCCAACUCCUACUGAUGGCUCACCCACUCCCACGGAAGGUUCCUCAACACCAACUGAUGAUUCAUCAGCCUCCACCGAAGACUCGUCAACGCCUACAAAUCAUUCACCAACUACAACUGAAGCCUGUGCAACAACAACUGAUGAUUCACCAACCCCUACGAAUGGUUCACCCAGCCCUACGGAAGGUUCUUCAACAUUGACCAGUGGUUCACCAACCCCAACUGAAGCCUCUCCAGCUCCUACUGAUGACUCACCCACCUCCACGGAAGGUUCUCCAACACCAACUGAUGAUUCAUCAGCCUCCACCGGAGACUCUUCAACGCCUACAAAUGAUUCACCAACCCCAACUGAAGCCUCUCCAACCCCCACGAAUGGUUCACCCACGUCUACGGAAGAUUCUUCUACACCAACUGAUGAUUCUCCAACCCCUACGAAUGGUUCACCCACCCCCACCGGAGACUAUUCAACACCUACAGAUAGUCCACCUACUAUACCUGAACCUACAGGAGAUAUCCCUGACUGUGACCCGACAUGUUGUAAUCGGAAGGACGGUGUUACUAUAGUUAUGGAGCGUGAUUGCCAAAAAUUCAUAGUUUGUGUAGGCGGAAAAGAAAAUAUAUUUACUUGCUCAAAUAACUUGCAAUUCAAUUCUUUGACCGGUGAAUGUGACUAUCCGGAAAACGUGAACUGUUCAACGCAUCAAUUGCCACCAAGUGGGCCCUCGGCUGGUCCUUCUGGAACUUAUUGUGAAACAGGCGGCCGAUGCGUGGGCCAACGUGAUGGUACCUCCUUCGCUAACAAAACUGAUGAGUGUAGCUCGGACUAUGUCAUUUGUCAAUGUGAGUGCGAAGUGAAGCGCAGCUGCCCUUCUCAAUUGAUGUUCAACGUUAAGUUGGGUAUUUGCGAUUGGCCCACAAGUUUCGGUUGCUAA